CUGCGUCAGCGUGACGCCAGUGUGGACAUGCUGCGGGUGAAGAUGUUUCGGAGACGUUCGCAGUCCCAGAAGGUGAACCGAGACAAGGCCCUGAACAGCCGCAGACAGCUUGACAAUCUCCCCGAGUUUGAAUGUUCUCAACUGGACAUGUCGGUUGCGGAAAAUGUGUCAGUAGUUCAGGAAAAUGUACCGAAUGCAAAGCAAGUGAAAAACGCUGCAGUGGAGGAGCGAAUGAAAAAGCUUGCCCGCUACAAAGAGAAGAAGGAGCUUGUGAAGGAGAAAGAAAAGAGGGCAAGGGAGAAGAAGGGGGUGUUCAAGGUUGGGCUGUACCGGCCAGAGGCUCAGCCCCUGGUCCCUCUGCCGCAGGCCCCAGCUGCCACAAUCAAAGCCAGGGCAACAACGCCAGUGGUCCAGCCCCAAUCCACCAGAGUGACUCGCUCCACCAUGAGGCAGCAGGCCCCCAAGUUGAACCAGUAGUCAGAGCCCCAAAGGACAAACCUGCUCCAGCUUCCAAGACCAGAUCAAAUGCCAAGCAGUCUGCAGCACCACCUGUUGGCAGAGGGAGGAACACCAGGGGAAAUGCUAUGAGCAAUAAGCAGGCUGCUGUGAAAGUGGACAAGCCAUUAGAGGAGCCUAGGGCUGCCAGCCCCACGCCACCUAGUGCAGAGGAGCAGAAGGAUGUGAAGAUGGUAAAAGACCUUGUUCAUCCAGGUCCAGAACCUGUCUCAGCCCAGGCUGACUGCAUCCCCCCUUCAGCCCGCACCUUGUCCUCAUUCACCCCCAAGGGCUUUGUGUUCCAGGCCCCAGCAGGCCUGUCCUCCUUCAACCCCAACCCUCUCACUCCCCGCUCUGCAGACUCCUUUUUCAAACCCAGUGUCUCAGUUCUACACCUUGUUCCACUCUGGCCCUCUGAUAACCUGGUGCCCAAAAUGGAGCUCAUUGCUCUCUCUCCUGCCAAGUCCCCUGCUCACUCCCCACCUCGCCCUUCUCCUACCCCUCGGUGUCUUCCGAGUCCCAAGGAACCAGAGCAUGAUGUGCCCUACUUCAGGUCAGUGGUAGUCAGUGAGACAGAGGCUGACAGAAUUUUGUCAGCAGUGGGAGCCCAGGGUGGAUGAUGCCUCUGUCCCUGAAGAGAUGUGUGACCGUAUGCGUACGGCGGUGUGCCAGGCCAGGCUGCUGAUGAAGGAGAGGUGUGGUCAGUUCUCUGGCCUGGUGGAUGACUGUGAGCUGGGCAGAGGAGAGAAGAUCACCACCUGCACUGACCUGCAAGGCUUCUGGGACAUGGUGUACUACCAAGUGGGUGGAGGACGUGAACAAGAAGUUUGGUGCUCUGAAGGAGGUAGAGUCUAAAGGUUGGCAGGAGGAAAGCAAACCCCCACUACGACAGAGGAAGGUGGUCAAGAAGCUGCCCUCUGCUCUGGUGGCUAAGCCUGCCAGUGGUGCUGUCGCCAAGUCUCGUCUGGCUGCAAUAAAGGCCAAGCAGCAGGCUGCAAAGGCCAAGCAGGCCGCAGGGCCAGGCAGUGCUGUGGACGACCCUGCUCCAGCUCCUGAGGACCCCCAGGCGGAGACCCAGGCCCCAGAACCACUGGUGGUGGUGUUCCAGGUGGAGAGUCCUGCCAAACUCACAGGUGAGACUCGUACCUCCACCGUUCUUCCCCCAAGCUUCCCCUCAACUGCUGUGAUGCUCAGAGAUAUGGAGGCAGAUGAAGAUAUGUAGAAUGGCAGGCAGAAUGGCGGAUUUGCUCGAACCUGGAAGACCCCUGACCUCUCCCUCUGUCAGUGUUUGAGGUACCUGGUAAAGCUGUAUAGAGCUCGUUAGUUGGGCAUGGACUGAUUGCUGUAUGGGCUGUCUCUUUCCAGGCUCUGUAAGGAGAUCCACCCAUGUAUCUGCCAUGCCUCAGGCCUGUUCAGUCACCAAGUUCUCCACCCCCAGCAGAACUCGCCACUCCAGCACUGCUGCAGCUGCACACACCUCCCCUCUCCCCCACUUCACCCAUACCACUACCUGCUCCACCCUCACCCUUGCUCACCCCACCCUCACCACGGCCUGCUCCACCCUCACCCCUGCCUGUUCCACCCUCACCCCUGCCUACCUGUUUAAUGCCACCCCACUCCGUACCCCUCACCCUGAUCCUCAGUUCUACACCCCGGCCCCCACCCAAAGUAGCCCCACGAGAGUCUCUCUCUGCAUCUCAACAGUCAAAGAAGCUCUGGACACCCAGUCAGAGGAAGUCCCCAGCAACCAACCAGAGCUAGCCUCCGUGCAGAAUGUCACUCCUGACCAACCAGAGCCCGAGCGCAUGCAGGAAGAUGUAGCUUGUGACCAUUCUGAGGUUGUUUCAGAGCCCACUGUUUGCCCUGAGGAGCACUCUGAGAGCUGUGAAUCAUCAUCCAACACACAACAGCUGACCAAUGACGAACAGCAUUGAGAAGCCUUCAGCCAAUCGGUGUUGGCCACAGAAGAGCCCAACCAAUUAGAGCUCCAGGACAGAAAAGAGGCCUAUGAUACCAGCCUACCCAUCUCAUCAUGGCUCACAGUCUCCUCAAGGCUUCCCCUCUCACCCUCACUGCCCCACUACCAUGGAGCAGAGUCCUAUCCAGUCAGGAGCCCUGAUUUCAGCUUCACCCUCUCCCCCACCCCAGCCAGGCCAAGAUUUACUGAGGCCAGCCAAUCUCCCCUCUCCUCCCCCUGCUUGGUGCCCCCCUCCUCUCCUCCUGUCUAGGUCUCCCUCAGCUUCCCAGCUGAUGCCGACGUACCAGGGACCGUGACUCCAGACACUUCCAUCACAGAGGGUCUUCCGGGGUUGGACUUUGAGCGCUACCUCCAACCUGCAGUGAGGUGUAGCCUGUCACCACGGGAGCCAGCUGUUGCAGAGAUGCUGUCGCCCAUGGUGAUAGACGUAGAAAUGGAGAGUCCGUUGGCUCCGUCUGAAGAGACCCCUCAGGAGGAAGUGUCGACUCCCACAGCAUCUCCCAGUUUCACACAAAUGUUCAUCCCACGGAUCACACAGCCAGUUGAGUCAGACCUGUUGCUGUUCACCCCAGAUCAGAUGGACAGAGUGAGACAGUCAAUGUGCACCAGUGACCUCAUGUCGUUUACACUUCCCUCUGACAGAACGAGCAACUGAUGAGACUGAUUUGCAUAACUGCUGUUGUAUAUUUUGCUACACUAGUUUAUAGUCUCAAAAAUAUAUAUUUUUUUAUAUGCAUUGUUUUAUUUUAAACUUAUAAUUGUCAGAAUAGUUUUUUGUAACUUUCCUUACACUGUUUUGUGCUAUCUGUACCAUUUUAUUAUUUAAUACCAAAAAGGCACCAGGUAGUGUUAACUAUUAACCACAUUCUAUAUGGAGCCCAGGUGUUCUAUACAAAAUCAACAAAUUUGCUACCAACAGAUAAAACAUUUUUUGUCUCUUCUUCUACAACAACCAAACAAUGACUG
Messenger RNA from Oncorhynchus tshawytscha (Chinook salmon), 3439 nucleotides. Its product is annotated as disks large-associated protein 5-like. The transcript has 12 exons. Bases 132 to 1115 code for a protein of 327 amino acids. Lineage: Eukaryota; Metazoa; Chordata; Actinopteri; Salmoniformes; Salmonidae. The record is from RefSeq and is a predicted model, not a curated record.